Messenger RNA from Choloepus didactylus (southern two-toed sloth), 2141 nucleotides. RefSeq names its product solute carrier family 25 member 26 (gene SLC25A26). Gene Ontology annotation, biological process: transmembrane transport. NCBI's taxonomy places the organism in Eukaryota, Metazoa, Chordata, Mammalia, Pilosa, Megalonychidae. Gene Ontology annotation, cellular component: mitochondrial inner membrane. Gene Ontology annotation, molecular function: S-adenosyl-L-methionine transmembrane transporter activity. The record is from RefSeq and is a predicted model, not a curated record. The coding region runs from base 113 to 937 and encodes 274 amino acids. The transcript is spliced from 10 exons.
CAGGCUCUUGCACGCUCCGGCAGGCCCCGCCUCCAAGAUGGCGGCGCCCAGCAUAAGUAGCCGAGACACGGCUCCACUCAGCCUCAGCUUAUAGUUUUGACCGGGUCUGGCCAUGGAUUGGAGGGGGUUCACGGCUUCGCUGGUGGCUGGUGGGGUAGCAGGUGUCUCUGUCGACUUGAUAUUAUUUCCUCUGGAUACCAUUAAAACGAGGCUACAGAGUCCCCAAGGAUUUAAUAAGGCUGGUGGUUUUCAUGGAAUAUAUGCUGGCGUUCCUUCUGCUGCUAUUGGAUCCUUUCCUAAUGCUGCUGCCUUUUUUAUCACCUAUGAAUAUGUGAAAUGGUUUUUGCACACAAAUUCAUCUUCAUAUUUGAUGCCUGUGAAGCAUAUGUUGGCUGCCUCUGCUGGAGAAGUGGUUGCCUGCUUGAUUCGAGUUCCUUCUGAAGUGGUUAAGCAGAGGGCACAGGUAUCUGCUUCUUCAGGAACAUUUCAAAUUUUUUCUAACAUCUUAUAUCGAGAGGGCAUCCUAGGAUUGUAUCGAGGCUACAAAAGCACAGUUUUAAGAGAGAUUCCGUUCUCUUUGGUCCAGUUUCCGUUAUGGGAGUCCCUGAAAGCCCUCUGGUCCUGGAGGCAGGAUCAUGUGGUGGAUUCUUGGCAGUCAGCAGUCUGUGGAGCUUUUGCAGGUGGAUUUGCAGCUGCUGUCACCACACCUCUGGAUGUGGCAAAGACAAGAAUUAUGUUGGCAAAGGCUGGUUCCAGCACUGCCAGUGGGAGUGUACUUGCUGCCCUGCAUGGGGUCUGGCAGACACAGGGGCUCCCAGGAUUAUUUUCAGGUGUCUUCCCUCGAGUGGCAGCAAUCGGUCUGGGAGGUUUCAUCUUUCUUGGUGCUUAUGACAAAACUCGCAGCUUGCUGUUAGAACUUGGCAGAGAAAAUCCAUGAAUCAGAGACAGACCCACAUCGUCCUCUUUCAAGAAAGGGGACUGCUGUGAGAACUGUCUCCCUUCCGGUGAGCAGCUGUUUGGCCAACGGAACAACAAACAGUGCUAAACCCCCAUUCUGCUAAGAUCAUGAUAUUGAGAAUGUGGCCUCCGUGGUCGGGAGCUGACUGGAAUGAAGUCAUCACCCUAUAAGCCAUAAAGUUAAAAAAGAGAGAAAAGGAGUUAUGUCAGUAGUGAUGCUGUGAACAAUUGUCUUAGAACCCCUUAGUAAAUAAGUUUGGUAAUGCCAAGACCAGGCCCUUCAGAGCUUUCAUUGGGCCUAUAAUCGCUCUUGCAGUUUCCUGCCACCUGAUAGUAAAUUCAGUGGAAGGUAGAGAUAAUUUUAAAAGAAUGAUGAGAUUAGGAAAAGGAAGGAGACUUGGGGGGAAAAGUUGUGCAUGUGGGUGGGUGUUUCUCCCCUGGGUCAGUUCCUAUUGUGUAAGCUUAUGGCUUUGUUUAAAAAGAAUGAACUGCAGGUGCAUAGCAAGCAUUCCUUCCUGCGGUUUUUAUUUACUGUCAGAUUUCAGCUUAUAAAAACACGGUUGUAUUAUUUUGCAGAGGAGUGUCCAGCAGUCCAUGUGCUGUGUGAAAGAAAGCAGUGGCAGCUCAAGGCACUAGGUGGGCCCGGCUGGGUCUGGGGAGAGAGGGCCGGUGAGUCCUUGCCGUGCUCCACCAUUCUCCCAUUUCAGAGAAUGCAAGGGCCUUGGCCAGCUUUGGAACCAGUAUUGCUGCUUCAAUCCUAAUCAGAAAGGUUUGUUGCCUAAUGUUUUAAGCUUUAACACUGGAAAGAAAAGGAUGCAAUGGGAAGUCCCUAUAUUUUGGGAUUUUAGAGCCUGACUAAUAAGUGCUAAGUGCAGAAAAAUUCAGAGAGUAAUCGAUCUCAGGCAGCUGGUCGUGGAAUGUGAACUCUUCCCUGUAUGACUGCUUUGUCCAACCUGGUUUUUCCCCCCCUUUUUUGGGAUGAAUGACUGCAUUUGUAAGGGAUAUUCUGGAGUUACAUGGGAUGAAGCAAUGCUGGUUAAUGUAUAUAGAAGAAGGACCCCAACCACACACUUAACAUUUAUAAAUGAACCUUUAUUAAACACACUUCAAUGCCAUUUGUUAAACACUUUAAUAUUUUACAUGUUUUUUUCCAAUGUACAUUGUACCAAAAUUUCUAUAAAUAA